Molecule: messenger RNA, 2032 nt
Organism: Dermatophagoides pteronyssinus (European house dust mite)
Lineage: Eukaryota; Metazoa; Arthropoda; Arachnida; Sarcoptiformes; Pyroglyphidae
Product: organic cation transporter protein-like
Biological process (GO): transmembrane transport
Cellular component (GO): membrane
Molecular function (GO): transmembrane transporter activity
Source: RefSeq, a predicted model, not a curated record
AGUGAUUUAUGAUUAUUUCGAGCAGCAAUAUGAUAUGACGAUUUGUGGCAUAGAAUCAAUGAAAAACGACAACAACGAAAAAAAUCGAAACGUUCAGCAACAAAUAAACAGCAAAAAAAGUGUUAGACACAGCAGAAAAAGUUGGUUAUUGUGGUAAGAACAAUGCAACAAUUAAUUCAUAAUUGAUCGAUCAUUUCUAACAAAAAACGAACAUACGAAAAUUCUUCCACAAGUAGCGCUGAUCAAAUAUGGCUACAAAAUUUGAAAAUGUUGAUGAAAAUGUUGAAAAUGAAAAUAAUAAACAAAUCAAUUCAAAUGAUUUUACCGGUGGUUUUGGUUGGUGGCAAAUGAAUAUAACUAUUUUUUAUUUUGUUGCCUAUAUUUUGACUGCAAUCAACAAUUUGGGCUACGUUUUUCAGGCAGCUAAUACUGAUUUUCAUUGUGUUCAUCCAAUCAUUAUCACACCAACAUCAACAAUUGAUUCGAUUACGAUAAAUAAUGAUCUCGAUCCAUUACAUUUGAAUAAAUCAUCGACAAUAGACAAUUUUUUUUCAACACCGAGUUCAAUCUCAAAUUAUUCAUCAUCAUUAUCAUGUGAAAAUGUUAAAUAUUGUUCGAAAUUGAUUUAUAAUAAUUCAAUAGAAUUCGAUGAAACAAUUACAUCAAAGUUUGAUUUAAUUUGCGGCAAAGAAUGGCUGCGAUCUUUUUCACAAUCCAUGUAUCAAUUAGGUUUUGUGUUCAGUGGCGUAAUAAUUGCAUGGAUUUCUGACAAAUAUGGACGGAAAUUCGCACUACAGGUUUCAAUCGCAUUCGAAUUACUUGGAGGCCUUUUGUUGAUUUUAUCACCAUCUAUUCUAUUGUUUACGUUAUCCAGAUUGAUACUGGGAUUCGGCGAUAGUGGUCGUGGAAUGUGUUUGUACAUGUUAUUGAUGGAAACGGUGGGAACAAAAAGAAGAUCAGACGUGAUAAUGGUUUGUAAUUUUGGUUGGAUAAUUGGAUAUCUCUUACUUCCGAUUUUAGCAUAUAUCCUACAUAAUUAUAUUAUAGUCCAAUCAAUAGCUACCUUGACCAUGACAAUGAUGGCAGUUUUUUGGUUGCCAUAUCUACCGGAAUCACCAAGAUGGUUGCUGGCCAAUGAAAAAUAUGAAAGAGCCAAAACAGUCCUGAAAAAGGCAUGUAAACGCAACAAUCGAGUUGAAGUGGUCAACGAAUUUGAAUUCAGAUUUGAAUCGUUGAAAAACAAAGCUAAAAAAUUGAUAACCAACGGCAAAGAAGUGGAAGAACAAGAUCAACAACAAUCAAAUGGUGAAAAAGUGACAUUUUGGACAAUGGUGACAAAUAAGAAAUAUUGUAUGAUGACAAUGAUUCUGUGGUUUUCAUUUUUUGUCAAUGGUUUCAUUUAUCAUGGUUUUUCAUUAAAUGUGGAGAUACUUGGGGGUAAUGUUUUUAUCAAUUUUGCUUUGGCUGGCCUUGUGGAAAUACCAAGUGUUGUGAUAAGUUUGAUUGGAAUGCGUUACAUCGGACGGAAAGCAUUUACAAUUUUUACCAUAAUUUCAGCUGCUUGCUGUUACGCAAUUAUAGCUACAUUCCGUUUAGCAUGUGAUGAUCUAUCGGAUAAUGACAUCAUGUUGGUAACAUUAAGUAUGCUGGGCAAAAUGUUCAUAUUUGCUACCUUUAAUGCCAUCUAUAUUCAUGCGGGAGAAAUAUUUCCAACAAGACUUCGUCAAUCUGGUGUUAGUUCAUGUUCCGUUGCAGCUCGUGUUGGUUCAACUAUUGCACCAUUCGUCAAAGAUUUGACAAUGUCAUUUGGAUUGACAAAUACAAUCUUAAUGUUCACAGUGUUAUCAUUAAUGGCCGCUAUUGGAACAUUUUUUCUACCUGAAACCAAAGACAAAGAUUUGGUCGAUACUCUUGAAUGAAAAUUACAACAAUUAGGAAUCAAUAAUGAAAAUUCAAUUUUUAUUUUUUGAAAAAACAUUUUUUUGUAAAAUAAUAGAAAUAUAUUUUUUCCAUAUUUAAUCUUUUUCUUCUG